GCUCGUGCAGCGCGCGGCGGCUCCGCAGGAAUAACCACAGCAAUGGAUGAUUACACAAAAAUAGAGAAGAUUGGGGAAGGUACCUAUGGUGUUGUGUAUAAAGGUCGUCACAAAACCACAGGCCAGGUGGUUGCAAUGAAGAAAAUACGUCUAGAAAGUGAGGAGGAAGGUGUUCCAAGUACUGCUAUCCGAGAAAUUUCUUUAUUAAAAGAGCUGAAUCAUCCCAAUAUAGUCUGUCUUCAGGAUGUUCUUAUGCAGGAUUCAAGACUGUACCUUGUCUUUGAAUUCCUUUCCAUGGAUCUGAAGAAGUAUUUGGAUAGUAUUCCAUCUGGCCAAUAUUUGGAGCGUUCACGUGUUAAGAGUUACUUGUACCAAAUCUUGCAAGGUAUUGUCUUUUGCCACUCAAGGAGAGUUCUGCACAGAGACUUGAAACCUCAGAAUCUCUUAAUAGAUGACAAAGGAGUGAUUAAACUGGCGGACUUUGGAUUGGCUCGAGCCUUUGGAAUUCCAGUGCGGGUCUACACUCAUGAAGUAGUGACACUGUGGUACCGGUCUCCAGAGGUGUUGCUGGGAUCUGUUCGUUACUCUACUCCCGUAGAUAUAUGGAGCAUAGGUACCAUAUUUGCUGAGCUGGCAACUAAAAAGCCACUUUUCCAUGGGGAUUCAGAGAUUGACCAGAUCUUCAGAAUCUUCAGAGCUCUAGGGACCCCCAACAAUGAGGUGUGGCCUGAUGUGGAAUCCCUGCAGGACUAUAAGAACACAUUCCCAAAAUGGAAACCUGUCAGUCUUGAAACACAUGUCAAAAACUUGGAUAAAGAUGGACUUGAUCUGCUGGCUAAAAUGUUAAUUUAUGAUCCUGCAAAAAGAAUUUCUGGCAAAAUGGCCUUGAACCAUCCAUAUUUUGAUGACUUGGACAAAUCCACUCUUCCUGCUAGUCUGAUUAAGAAAUAACAGACCUUUGGACUAAAUCAUCCACAGUGGAAUAAUUGUGAUUACUUUCACUCCUAAGUCUGUAAUCUUUGUCUGUCUUUCUGGUCUGAAACUGUGGCUGUAUUCAGUUUGUUUUGUUAUAAGUGUUAUCUAAAUGUAAAUAUUAACCUUUUAGUGCUGAGUUGAAAUACAAUGAAGAUAUCACUGCAAUUAAUGCAGUUAUCUUUCUAUAAAUAAAGCUUUAAACCCAGUGAAGGACUGAACUUAUUUCCAGACUACGGUUGCUCUGCAAGGACUCUUGUUUUCUUUGGAAUGCACUCUUAAGGUUCCACUUGGCUAAGAAAAGCUGCUAAGACUACACUGUUCAAGGAUAGGAAAUUCUUGUCAAGUUUGAGUUGUUUCUGUGUGAUGUCAGCUCCAGUUUGACCUGAGUAUGGCAAUUGAUGUGCCAAGAGAA
Myiozetetes cayanensis is the source of this 1387-nucleotide messenger RNA. It is a transcript of the gene CDK1, whose product is annotated as cyclin dependent kinase 1. Gene Ontology annotation, cellular component: nucleus. Bases 43 to 951 code for a protein of 302 amino acids. The transcript is spliced from 8 exons. Lineage: Eukaryota; Metazoa; Chordata; Aves; Passeriformes; Tyrannidae. Gene Ontology annotation, molecular function: cyclin-dependent protein serine/threonine kinase activity; ATP binding; RNA polymerase II CTD heptapeptide repeat kinase activity. Gene Ontology annotation, biological process: protein phosphorylation; mitotic G2 DNA damage checkpoint signaling; G2/M transition of mitotic cell cycle. The record is from RefSeq and is a predicted model, not a curated record.